Molecule: messenger RNA, 4311 nt
Organism: Ceratosolen solmsi marchali
Lineage: Eukaryota; Metazoa; Arthropoda; Insecta; Hymenoptera; Agaonidae
Gene: ClC-a
Product: chloride channel protein 2
Exons: 16
Coding region: 638-3709 (1023 amino acids)
Biological process (GO): chloride transport; transmembrane transport
Cellular component (GO): plasma membrane
Molecular function (GO): voltage-gated chloride channel activity
Source: RefSeq, a predicted model, not a curated record
UAAGUUUUCAUAAAAGAGUAGCAUAUACUCAGAACCGAAAAUGAAUAACUCAAACAGGUAUCAUCCCCCGAGUACAAAAUAAAGAAGAAGGGGAAAAUCAGUCUGAAACGAAGUAGAAGAAUAGAGGAAUCCCGCGAUAAGCCACAAUCAACAAAUGCCUGCGCGAAUCCACCUAUCUAAAAACAGAUACAGGCACAGUCACGUAGUGCCAGUAGAAACUUAAAGAUCAAACGCGACACGUCUUUAUAAGGACUGCGAAAAGCUAAGUUUAUUGAAGACGGAAAGAAAAAGACAAGAGAUAGAAUGCGAUGGCAUAUUUGUGUGUACAUGCACAUACACACGCAUACAAGCGAAAUCAAGGUUAACAUAUAAUAACCAGCUGGGACAUCGUUCAGUGAUAAGUUAGCUUGGAGAGAUAUCGAAAACAUCCGUCGCAAUUUCGACAUUAACGAAGCAGACCAGCAGUGUGACGUCGUGUAUUCGGACGUCAACUUGAACAACCGAAGUAGAACCACGCAUGCAUAUCUAUCGAUUUCUCAACAAAAAAUCGCGCAACUACCGUCAAGCUGCAAUGCACCAGUAGCAAAUUUUCAAAUACAAAGUGCCGAGAUGAUGUCCAGUAAAGAUAAAGGAAAUUAUGGCCUCGGCUACCAGAAUACAUUGGUCCGAAAAGAUCGGCCUCAAGAAGAUGGCUCAUCACCACGGUCCCAGUAAGAAAGAACCACCUAAAGAAAGUCUUCUGCAUUUCCACCCAGAUGGUACUGAGGACGAGAUCGAUAAGGAGUGGGAGGAGUUCUCAAGACUCAUGGAGAAGUUCAAGGAGAAUCGAAAGAACAGACCAUCACAAGCAUUCUACCCUUGUCCUCCAUCUGUCGUCGAUGAUGAACAACAAGAAUUCGAUCCUUUCGAUUCUCUCAACACUUAUAUGUAUGGCCGCUAUACGAAGGAUCUCGGUGAAUACGCAAAAGCGGAGGCGCGGAAGCUACGCCACGAUAAAUCCCCCAGUAAGACGAUCGACAAGGUACGGACAGAAGAGUUCAACAAAUCAAGGCAUGGUCCGCUUUGUCGCAAAUUUCUGACAUUGCUGGCAUUUGCAUGGAAACACACGGGUGCAAGACUUGGCGAAGACUGGGUAUUUCUCGCUCUUCUUGGAAUCAUAAUGGCUCUCAUCAGCUAUGCCAUGGAUCGAGGCAUAUCCAUGUGUAAUAACGGUCAGUGGUUAUAUGAGGACCUAACAUCUCAUCCAGUAUUACAGUACCUUGCUUGGGUAUCGUUACCAGUCUGUCUAGUCCUCUUCAGCGCAGGCUUUGUUCAUAUCAUCGCGCCUCAAAGUAUAGGAUCCGGCAUCCCCGAAAUGAAAACAAUCCUGAGAGGCGUUGCACUCAAGGAAUACCUAACAUUUCGUACUCUCGUAGCCAAAAUUGUUGGUCUGACCGCCACACUUGGUUCAGGUCUACCACUUGGAAAAGAAGGUCCAUUUGUACACAUCGCUAGUAUCGUGGCAACGUUGCUAUCAAAACUGGUGACAAGCUUCCAGGGUAUCUACGAAAAUGAAAGCAGAAACUGUGAAAUGCUUGCGGCCGCGUGCGCAGUAGGUGUUGCCUCAUGUUUCGCUGCACCCAUCGGUGGUGUUCUCUUCAGCAUAGAGGUUACGACCGUGUAUUUCGCAGUACGUAACUACUGGCGAGGCUUUUUUACGGCCGUCUGCGGCGCCACAAUGUUCAGACUAUUGGCGAUUUGGUUCCAACGUGAAGAAACUAUCACUGCAAUGUUCAUCACCAACUUUACCAUGGACUUUCCAUUUGACCCUCAGGAACUCUUUGUCUUCGCUUUGAUUGGAGUUGGCAGCGGCAUCUGCGGUUCCUUCUAUGUUUGGCUCCAUAGGCAAUAUGUUAUAUUCAUGCGCAAGAAUAAAAGUAUGAACAGCUUCCUACAAAAAAAUCGUUUCUUAUACCCUGGCAUUGUUUCGAUUUUGGUGUCCUCUGUUUCUUUUCCUCUGGGUCUUGGCCAAUAUAUGGCUGGUGACCUAAAUACUCAUGAUCAAGUACACGGUCUUUUCACCAACUUUACUUGGACUAAAGAUGACUUGAACGUGGAAGAGAGAAAUAUCGUUAAGCAUUGGUCUACCGAGCGUUCAGAUGUAUUUGUUGGUCUCUUGAGUUUCACGGUAUUCACGUUUAUUUUUUCCAUUAUCAGUUCAACAGUGCCUGUACCUUCUGGAAUAUUUAUUCCAGUUUUUAAAAUUGGUGCUGCUUUAGGGCGAGCAGUCGGAGAGGCUAUGGCUCUACAAUUUCCUCACGGUGUUCGAUAUGGCGGAAUUAUAACACCUAUUGUUCCAGGUGGAUACGCGACAGUCGGUGCCGCUGCUUUUUCCGGUGCUGUAACGCACACAAUAUCUGUCAGCGUGAUAAUAUUCGAAAUGACUGGACAGAUCACGCAUAUAGUGCCUAUGAUGAUAGCUGUCCUCAUCAGUAACGCCAUUGCCGCACUUCUCCAACCGAGUAUCUACGACAGUAUCAUAUUGAUCAAAAAGCUGCCCUAUUUACCAGACUUACUGCCUUCGGGAUCAGGAAUGUAUAAUAUCUAUGUAGAAGACUUCAUGGUAUGCAAUGUAAAAUACAUUUGGCAUGGAAUCACGUAUCAAAAAUUAAAGGAAAUAUUAAAAGAUAACCGAAAACUUCGUGGAUUUCCAUUAGUUGAAAAUCCCGAUUCCAUGAUUUUAUUGGGAUCGAUACAAAGACUAGAACUAAUAAAAUUAAUUGAAAAACAUAUUGGCAGAGAGAGAAGAUUGCAGGUUGCUCAAAGAUGGCAUAAAGAAGCUGAAGAACGAGCUAAAGAAGAGAUAGAAAAACAAUUUAGAGAACAGGAAAGAUCAAGAAGACCUUCAAGAUUUGAAGUAAUACCAGCUCCAGAUAUUUUGAAAUUGCAAAGGCAAAGUGUAAAUGAUCUAACAAUGUCAUCUGGCAAUGGAGUGAAUAUCGAACACCAUACAUUUCAUACUCCAAUAUUUGGAUCCCAACCAAAAAAAUCGAUUCUCAAAAAAACAAACUCUUUUACUCUUAAGGGCUUUAGUCCUUUGGUUAGCCCAGCUGUAACACCUUAUACUACUGUCACAGGAGCUGAAAGCAGAAUCAGAUUAGCAUUUGAAGCAAUUUUCCGAAAAUCAACAACUUUACAAGAUGUGGAUCCAGAUCCUGAAAUUGGUUCAAAUACUAUUGAUAACCAAUGUCGUAAUGGAGCGCGUCAACCUAUAUUAACUCCAAGCCCAGCAACAUCCAAAAAAGUUCAAUUACCUCGCGAACGAGUAAUAGACAUGUCGGCAGAGGACCAGAAGCAAUGGGAGGAAAGUGAAAUGGCUUUGGAAGUAAAUUUUCUGCGUUGUCAUAUCGAUCCCGCACCUUUUCAACUUGUCGAAAGAACAUCUCUUCUUAAGGUUCAUAGCCUCUUUAGCAUGGUGGGAGUUAAUCACGCUUAUGUCACGGCAAUCGGAAGACUGGUGGGAGUGGUUGGAUUAAAAGAGUUACGCAAAGCAAUUGAAGACGCAAACGCUGGCAUACUGCCAAUGCCAUUUAUCAGCGACAAGCAUGUAGUGACAUCUAAAUUGAGCCUUACCAAAAUCAGCGACGUGAAUAGAGGCUUGGAAACCUCAAGAAAUUUCAGCCAAUACAGUUUGACAAAUGCCGAGGAUGUAGACAUCAACAAGGUCUAGUAGUCGCCAUCGAUCGUGUCGAUACGAGAAAAAAUAAUAAACCGAUUGUGAUAGUCGCGAGGGCGCGACCCUGUACCUACCGUAGCCGAAUAUUUCAUUCUUCUCACGUUCUAUAAAUCACGAAUCCUGAUAUUAAAGAUAAGAAUAUAAGGCAUCGAUGCUCUGCUAAGUUAAAUCUAGAUGGCAUUUACAUUGUGCGAAUUUUUUUAUUAUUCCAUGUAGAUCUGCUUCCCAGCAAUAUAAUAGUGAAAUUAUACUAAAAAAAUGCAUAUUUUUUAUGUUAAAACAAAAGGCCGAUAGUACUUUUCAAACAAUAUCACUGAUUUUUAAAUUUAUAUCGAAUUAUUUUUUAGUUACUUGGCUAUUUAAAAAAUAUACUAUAUAGUGUUAUUAAUGAUUUUUAUUUAUAUUUUACGUUCACUACUCAAUAAACGUUUUCAGUUUUACUUAAAAAGAUAAAUAGAGAUGUAAAAUUUAAUUAACUUGAAACGUAAAUUAUUAAAUAAAAUGUCAUAUGAAUUAAGUAUUCGUUAUUAGAGCCAAAUAAUUGGAUUGAACCAUUAAUUAAAAAUCGUAAUGUAUGCUGUUUUGUAAAUUUCAAU